UCUGCCGACAACUCGAAUCUCGAUACAGGCCAAGUGCAGCAGUGUAUAGAUGGAAUGAUUAAUUGACAAUAUAUAAAUAAUUGACACUACUCGGUCGACGUCCCCUCGGCCCGUUGCUGUUUACCGCCAUUGUUUUUGUUUCUACAUAAUCCAACAGCAGAAGAUAACCGCCGUUUGCACUGUAUUGUAGCAUGCAACAGGUGUGGUAAUGGCUUUUUUGUGUCCUGUGAGAAUCCGCCGGGGAAAGAAGAAAAAAAGUGGUUCAACGAGUGACUUGGAUAAAGAUGUAUUACGAGGCAGCAACAUUAAUGGCCCCGUGCCCGGGAUGGGCCGUAUUACGGGCAGUGCGUCCAUCGAGACUCUCGUCCGUGUCGGAAUCGAGAAGGAAAAUGGACUGUCGCCUGACAGCAAAAUGGUCGUUCUCCACGAUUUCACACCUUGCGUCGAUGAUGAGUUGACCGUAAAACGGGGUCAAAUUGUAAACAUUCUUUAUAGAGAAAACGAUUGGGUCUACGUGAUAGCCGAAGACAGCCGACAAGAAGGAUUUAUUCCACACUCGUACUGUACGCCAUAUAAUUCUCAGCUCGGCGAAUUGGCACUGAAUAAUGUUAAAAAAAAAUUGCCUCGUGCACCAGCCGCCACACCGACUGAAACUGUUGUAGAAGUUGAAAUCAACGAGCAACAAAAAUAUGGAAACUGUGGUGAUGUAUCAGACUGUGAAAGUUUUGGAAACAAAACUCAAGAUCAAAAAAAUCAAAAUAAACAAAAUAUUAAUAGUUCUAGAGCGUCGUUGUUAAGCGCUUCAUCACACCCUGAUAUUCGUCCAUUUUUUAAGGAUCCCGCUGGACGUUACAUUGUACUGUACACGUUUAUAGCUAGGGACGAAAAUGAUGUAAGUGUCGAAAGAGGAGAAUUUGUUACUGUGUUGAACAGAGAAGAUCCCGACUGGUACUGGAUCAUUCGUAGUGACGGUCAAGAAGGUUUUGUUCCUAGUGGUUUUGUGUAUCCAGCAGAUAUUAUUCAAGGUCACAUAAACCAAAUGAACAACAACAAUCAGUGUACUGCGACUAAUACUGGCUUGCCGCCAGUUACUCGAGUUCGACCACGAAGGAACUCUUGUGUCGCAGACGACGAUCCAGCUAUCCACGGUACUGAAAUGGUCAUGCUCUACGACUACAAGCCUCAAGCGCCAGACGAUUUAUCAGUUAAACGUGGUGAAUGGAUAUAUGCGGAUCUUGAUAAUCAAAUGGUCGAUGGAUGGCUGUGGACUUAUGCUCCUAAAACUAGAAAAUAUGGAUUCAUUCCAAAAGCGUAUGCACAUCCGCCUGCCAUGACUAGUUUGUAAGCAAAUUAUUUUGAGCGAAACUCAAAAUUAAUAUGGAAUUGCAUAACUAUUGGCCAUAGAUAAAAUCAAAGACCAAUUCUAUAUUUUUUAUUUUCGUCUUCCAUUUUCAGACUAUCUAUUAGAGUUGAUUGAUUAAAAGCUGGCUAAUAUAAAAUACUAUUCUACUGCAUAGUUUAUCCAGUUAAUUUGUGAAAUGUUUAUCUCAUAACUAAAUACAAAAUUGACAGGAUAUAUUAAAUGAAAGAAAAUAAAUUAUUUUAUUUUUUAAAUAUUAAAAUACAUCUUUAAUAUUUGGAUAAAAUUAAACCAAAUAAGCAGUUUUUGAAGAAAAAAAACAUCUUUUUUAAUGUUUAUAAAGCAAUUGUUUGUUUGGGGUUUACUCAAAAAAUACGGGUUUUUUGCAUUCGCAAAAGACAUUAACUGAGUUGGGAAUUUUUACCCGGAUUAUUUCCAACACUAUUAAUAAGUCAAUAUAACAAAUAUUAUGUGAUAAAAAUCAAAAUUAUAUUUCAUCUGCAAAUCAUUGAUGCUCAUUUAAAUUAUAAAAUCUUUUUUUUACAAUACGUAUUUUAAUAAAAUUGUAUAAUUCCAUUUUUUUUUUUUUUAUGUUCUUGUUUGAUUAAUUAUUGUGUCAUAGAAUUGUUAUUUAUUUAGCUUUUUUUCAAUUUAUCCACAAAGUUAAUAAUAUUUUAUUGUGCUGAUGUUUUGUUCUUUAAUCGUUCAACAACCAUUGUUAUCGAAUAUUUGGUAUAAAUUAGCUAUUUUUUUGUUUAUAACCCCAAAUUCGAUUGAUGUUAACAAAUUUUAACCAUAAUAUUUUUUUGUUUAAAAUAAUUGUAUUUAUGUUUUUAUAUUUACAUAUUAUUGCUUCCUUCUAUAGUAUGAUUACUUAGUCGACUACUAACAUAAGUUAAACAUAUAAAUAAUAUAUGCCAUAUGGUAAAAGAAUUAAAAAUAAUUUGACCGAAUCCGUCCAUUAAAAGUGCCAUAUUGCAGUGUUUGAUUAUCUAAGACUGUUAAUUUCUAUGUGAUUACUAUUCAUCUAAUGUAAUAUUUUAUUUGUAUUGAUAAAUAUACUCUACUGUUGAUACACAUUAACUGUUAAUUUCGGUAAAAUAAUAACUACACUUUUUGUAUUUAUUUUUAUCAAGUUUUUUAUUUUAGUUGAUUAACAAGAAAAAUAAUAAAAUAAUUUACAGUUUUAAGUAGUGUAAUGUAAAACUGUUUUUAACGGUUAGGUGCCUGAAAUAAUUGUUCGCUAACAUUAAUUUGUAUGACAACGCCGCGCAUUCAAAUUUCACUGUUAGUGUAGUACAGACAUAUAGUGUUUUUAUAUUUUUUUAUAAAUUAUAUUUUGUACUUUCUAAUACAUGAAAAAAAAUGCAUUUUUUAUUGAAA
Messenger RNA from Adelges cooleyi (spruce gall adelgid), 2743 nucleotides. RefSeq names its product SH3 domain-containing protein Dlish (gene Dlish). NCBI's taxonomy places the organism in Eukaryota, Metazoa, Arthropoda, Insecta, Hemiptera, Adelgidae. The coding region runs from base 209 to 1345 and encodes 378 amino acids. The transcript is spliced from 7 exons. The record is from RefSeq and is a predicted model, not a curated record. Gene Ontology annotation, molecular function: protein binding.